UCGUAAUAAUUAAAAAUAUACAUUUUUGUAUUUAGCUAUUGUUAUUCGCAAUAACUGAAUAUUAAUUUUAUCUACCACUUAGUUUUUAUAUGAAUAAAUAUUUUGACAAAAGCUGCUGCCUUCAAUAGCACGCUUCGCAACAUGGCACUUUACAGCAGUAAUGUAGAUGCCAGUCAGUAUAUAGACGCAGAAUAUUCCUCUGGCGACUCUAAUAAUAUAAAAUCCAAACAGUACCAGGAGGAAAAUAAUAACAACAUCGAUGAGUUAUCACAGCAUCUGUCUGAGAUGGGCUGUAUCGUGGACGCUGUGAAACGACCUCCAAAUACAUGCAUGGAGACCUGCGUUUAUGAGGAACCCGACGAAAGACUGAGUAGAAAUAAUAUUAGCUCUGAAACAAACGAUGCCACCAACGAAGACAAUUAUUCAGACGAGUUCGAUGAGGAAUCGAGUGAUAAGGAAGAAGGCAUACAACCACAACCGAGCAAAAUCACUGAACACAAAAUUGACAAGCCUCCAUUAAAAUUGUCGAAAAGUUGUUCAGGCAAUUUCAGUAAGCCACCGUCGAUAUCAGCGAGAUCGUCAGAUUUUGGGUCCACCUCAACAAUCACCAGGAGUCGUCGAGUAAACAUGUCGUUUUCCAACGACAGGCUCCGCGACAUAGAGCGGCACAAUCACAUACUACUCAACAAGAUAUUGAGCGCCAGGAACAGCAAGUCGUCGAUCCCGCCGCGCGACCGGCCCGUGUGGAGGCCGGUGCCCGCUGCCGCCGUGCACAGGAAGGUGCAGCAGAGGAAAAUUGACCAUGACAAUAUGAUCCUCCUGAAGAAGAUCCAGCGCGCCAAGUCAUCUUCGUGCAGCGUCCGCCGUUGAUACACAAGUGGCGUCCUCUACGCGGGCGCACCCUCUUUACAUUUGUUUUGUUUUUGUUACAAAUAUGUGCCUUUG
Molecule: messenger RNA, 945 nt
Organism: Aricia agestis (brown argus)
Lineage: Eukaryota; Metazoa; Arthropoda; Insecta; Lepidoptera; Lycaenidae
Exons: 6
Coding region: 142-870 (242 amino acids)
Biological process (GO): spermatogenesis
Source: RefSeq, a predicted model, not a curated record